UGACGUCAUCUUUUAUUACAUAACACAUAAAUGAUAUCAUGCUUUUGAUCUAGUGGCGCCAUCUAUGUGGGAAUAAAAUAACUUUAAAUCUAUUUUAAUAUUUAAAUCUGUUUUAUUAUUAUUUAUUAAAUAUAAUUAAGGCUGAGGAUCGAACUCGCGCCAAUCAAAAAGCCUUCGUGGGUCAGUAGUUGGAUAUCAUAACCACUGACCCACGAAUGCUUGGUUAGAUAUGUGUUAAUAAGUUUAACUUUUGUAUUUUGAACACGUGUAUAAAUCACAAGGGUUUGAUAACGAUAUCAUCCUACAGUUUCAUCGAUAUAUUUUUCACUUAACCUUUUGACAGUUAUUAAAUAAUUAUUUCUGCCCCUCUUAAUGUUAUUAUAACUUUCUCUGGUUGGCAACGGUACUGAUCAUACACCUGUUUUGUGUGACGUGUUUUGUGUGAUAACACAACUACUGAUUACAGAGCGAGUCAUUCUGAUAAGGUAUAACAAGUUGGAUCUUGGUCUAUGACGUGUGUGUUGAAUUCAGUUCCUUUCACUUGCGCUGGUAAGUAGUUAAGCAUGUGACAGUUUCAUAUUUUUCUGAUUGGCUGUUAGAGUUAUAUUUCCUUUGUUGGCAACGAUUAAUACUGUGUUGAUUAUAAUUUCCCUAUCGUAUAUAACAAGUUCCUUUGCUCUGGCGUAUGUAGUUACUUCGUGAAAAUUGUUAAUAUUUAUUUCUUAAGUGGAGUUUUACAGUCUUUAGAUAGUUAUGGAAGCCAACUCUUCAUUAAAAAGAAAACACGAUGAAAUUCAAGAUGAACCAAAGAGGAAAGGUUUGUUCCAGGAGGGAAACUUUCCAGAGUAUUGCUAUCCAAUUGGUGAGGACUUAUUCGUUUUGGCCAGCACGUAUAACAAGAAAUCAGCCAUUCAUAUACGAAGGUUUAACAGAUAUGGAGACUCAUACUAUCCUUCAGGAUAUGGUAUAACUCUACAGCCUGAACAGUAUAAUACUUGCUUCUGUCAUGGUCCACCGACAUGUAUCUUCGGCAUUGCAGACAUCAACAUGGCUUUGGAAGAGAUCCCUCCAGCUAAUCCCCGUGAAAAAUUUUAUGUGCUGAUGAAUGACGAGGGAAAGUAUCUGCUAGUGGACGAAUAUACCUGCAGAAGUGGCCGCGUAUACAAGCACGAGACGGAAAUCAGUUUCAAACAGUGGAGAGAACUACAGAAGUGUCGAGAUAGUGUGACAUUCGGCUAUAUUAAUUUAAAAUACAGGUCCGUGGACUUUUUGAACAUUUUUCAAGAAUCCACCCAUCAACAGUGUCCAGUGGUGCCAAAGAAUUCAGACAUCAACGAAGCGGGUCCUGUUAUGAAAGAUUGCCUGAAAAUUGUGUUGUAUAAACAUAUUGGACUGAAGAAAGGUCUGAAGCCAGUAGACAGAUCUGCUGACUUUCUAGACCAGGUUGUGUGCAGUGUUCACGAUUUCAAUGAAUCUUGUUUGGACUUACAUGUGGAGAAUAUUGCUCUGGAUUUUAAUAAUGAACUAAGUGAACGAAGGUUGUUUAGACAACCCCUUAAAGACUUUUUGUGUGAAGGUUUUUUAAAAGAAAUCAAAUUAGAUACUUUAUUAACUGCUGCUAAAAAUGAUUUUUGCAAAUAAAAUAACUUAAGUUUUAAAAUAUUUUGUUGUUAUUUUUAUAUUUUGUAAAAAUUACUGUGAACUUUUGUUUUCAGAGGAAACGAGAU
Parasteatoda tepidariorum (common house spider) is the source of this 1727-nucleotide messenger RNA. RefSeq lists its product as uncharacterized. Lineage: Eukaryota; Metazoa; Arthropoda; Arachnida; Araneae; Theridiidae. The record is from RefSeq and is a predicted model, not a curated record.